AUGGAUACCUACUCGCUUCUCUACAGUUCCUCCUACAGAACUGGACUCCUCUCUGGUCUUCAGCGCUUGCGUGAUCAGAAGAAGAUGUGUGAUGUUGUCUUGGAGGCUGGGGGUGUCUCUUUCCCAUGUCAUCGUGCUCUUUUAGCCAGCUCUAGUGACUAUUUUUGGGCCCUUUUUGGAGAGAAAACUGCUGAGAGAUUGGCAAGCUCCAUUAAUCUUCCAGCGUUGACACCUGUGGGCCUAAAGACCAUGCUGGACUUCUUGUACUCAGGCUGGCUUAGCAUAUCACCCUCUACCCUUCCUGUUGUUUUGGAAGCAGCCAGGUACCUGCAGGUAGAAAUGGCCUUGUCAAUUUGUGAGCGAUUCAUGACAGAAAGUUUAAGAGCUGAAAACUGCUGCUACUAUGCUAAUCUGGCUGAGCGCUUUGCUCUCUCAAAUGCACUUGAGACUGCCAAUCAAACCAUUGCCAUGGAGAUGAAGGUACUGGUUCAGAAAAGAAGGGAUGAGCUCCUUGAGUUGAACUUUGAAUCACUGAUGGCAGUGCUUGAUGGAGAUGAAAUACCAGGGGUCAAGGAGGUGGAGCUUUUAAAGCUAGCUUUGGACUGGCUGGAUGAAAAUGGACCUCUCCCACUCCUAAAAUCAAAUCUUCUGCUGAGUCACUUGCGCUUUGGAUUGGUGGCAUCGUCAGACCUUACAAACCUCAGCCACGCCCAUAAAGCCAUGACCACUCCUUUGAUCAGAAGUCAACUGACCCGGGCACUGGAGUACCAUCAGCUAGGUCCAGCUCAGCCAAUAACACAGAACAAGCAGUCGACUCUCAGAGAGUCAGUCAAUCAUGUGCUGCUUUUGGGUGGUGGGUGCAGUGCUGAUUUGCCAGAACAGCAGGUACUAGUGUUUGAUUCUAGAAGCAGAAAGUUUUCAUCUUCAUGUUGUGUUUUACCGGUGCGACUGAGAAAUCCAUGUGUGUGUUCAGUGGGAGGUUUCCUUUUUGUGAUUGGAGGAGAUGAGAUACAAAAGGGAGAUGAGAAAACGUCUGUUACUGUGGCAACAUCCAACCGUGUGUGGAGGUACGAUCCACGCUUUGACCUCUGGGAGCAGAUGGAAUCCAUGCAAGAGAAACGGGCACACUUCACCUGCUGCACAGUGGAGGAUGUUAUUUACGCCAUUGGGGGACGAUACACACAAUCAAACAUCAACACAUACAUUUCUGUAGCUUCUGUCGAGUAUUAUGACAUGGCUGCAGGAUUGUGGAGGAGAAGUGCGGCAAUGCCUCAACCUCUUCAUGGCCAUGCCUCUGCUGUGCUUGACAACAGCAUCUAUGUCUCCGGUGGACUACCAGGCCAGCAGGGCAUCAUCCAUGGCAGUAACUAUAGUGACAACCAGCAUGACUACAGGAGAAUGAGCAGACAAUUCCUUUUCUGGGAUCUCAAAGGUCGAGUCUGGGAAAAGAGGGCACCCAUGUCUGUCGCCAGAUUCAGUCAUCGCUUGGCAAGUGCCCAUGGUUACAUUUAUGCCCUGUUGGGUAUGUAUGAACCUUUCAGCGAUAUUGAACGAUAUGAUCCACAGUCAGACCACUGGAUGCGCCUCAAGCCACUUAUCACUGGCUCCUUCAAUUAUGGAAUGGUCCCAAUGGCCUCUGGAAACCUGCUGGUUUUUGGAGGUCGAAGGUGGAGCGAUGGACAUGAAUUGGUUGUUAGGAGUGUGAUGGAGUACGAUACAAAGAAAGAUCAUUGGAGGGAAAUCUCCCAACUUCCCAGACCACUUACUGGUAUUGAGUGCACACUGCUGCCAAUACCAGACUAG
Molecule: messenger RNA, 1803 nt
Organism: Nematolebias whitei (Rio pearlfish)
Lineage: Eukaryota; Metazoa; Chordata; Actinopteri; Cyprinodontiformes; Rivulidae
Product: kelch-like protein 34
Exons: 1
Coding region: 1-1803 (600 amino acids)
Molecular function (GO): protein binding
Source: RefSeq, a predicted model, not a curated record